UUCCUCGUGGCUUGUUCCUUUCUCCUCAGAGUAGGGAUUCCAAAUUUAAGCUCUCCCCCCCUCUCUUUCUCUCUCUCCAUUUAUAUCUAUGUUUUUUUUUUUUCCCCCUCUUGUGUAAGAUCUCGUCACAAUCGAUUUUUGUCCGAUGAGAUCUUGAAGAUAUAUAUUUGCUAAUGGAAGAAGCCGUUCGGGCCGAGGGCUUACGGGGACGGCGGGCCUUCUCUGAUUCUGCAGAGGGUUUAGAUCUCCUCAUGGAUGAAUUGCUAGCAGCGCAGUGCUUCGACUGCUUCGAUCUCUCGCAGCCGGGAAGUGCUUCCCUGGCAAGCCCUUUUUGUUCUUCCGGUUUUUCGCCUCCUUUCGAUGCCAGCAAUGCCAGCUCGAAUCCAAUCCUCCGAGAACCCGAUACCGGAGACGACACGGAAAGGUCAACUUUCUCUUCCAAUUUAUUAGCUUCAGAGGAUGCUUGGACUUGGAUAGAAACAAUUCCUUCGACGAGUUCGAAUGAAUUGAUUCUGAGGAGACCCAGAUCAGAAACAAGCAUCAACUUGUCCUUUAUACCAAGGGGUCCUGUUGUUACAGUCGAAGAUAGAUUGAUCAGUGCGCUGAAUUACAUUAAGGAUUCUCAAAAAGACGGCGAUUUCCUUGUCCAGAUAUGGGCUCCAACAUUGCUAGAAAACAGGCCGGUUCUUACGACACGCGGCCGACCUUUCUCGCUCGAUUCGAGCUGCCAGCGCCUCAGGAAUUUCCGGUCUGUUUCAGUGAAUUACCACUUCUCGGCUGAUGAGUACGCUUACGAGCCGCUGGGAUUGCCCGGUCGGGUUUUCGUGGGGAAGGUGCCCGAGUGGACGCCCGAUGUGAGGUACUUUAACGACUAUGAGUAUCCGCGUGUGGAUCAUGCCAAGUAUUAUGAUGUUCGUGGAACGAUAGCGCUUCCGAUCUUUGAGAGGCAUGAUCGUUCGUGCUUAGGAGUGGUUGAGUUGGUGACGACCAUUCAGAAGAUAAAUUAUGGUUAUGAUGUCGAGAGCAUCUGCAAUGCUCUUCAGUCGGUGGAUCUGCGGAGUUCUGAAGUAUCAACUUUCCGAAGCAAAAAAGUAAGUAAUAACUCGUACCGAACCGUUAUACCAGAGAUUCAAAGAGUGCUAAGAGCAGUUUGCGACAAUCACAGACUCCCAUUAGCCCAAACGUGGAUUUCUUGCAUUCAACAAGGAAAAAGGGGAAGCCGCCACUCCGAUGAAACCUACAAAGACUGCAUAUCCACCGUCGACGAUGCCUGCUAUGUCCGUAAUCCUAGCAUGCUUGGUUUUCAUGAAGCAUGCGCUGAGCACCACUUAUUUAGAGGUCAAGGGGUCGCAGGCCGAGCAUUUAUGACAAAUCAGCCAUGUUUCUCAGAAGAUAUAACUGCCUAUGACAAAGUAGUAUAUCCUCUUUCACAUCAUGCUAAACUUUUUAAUUUGAAGGCUGCAGUGGCAAUAAGAUUGAGAAGCAUUCACACGGGAAAUGCAGACUUUGUGUUGGAGUUCUUUUUGCCCGUCGAUUGUGUGGGAAGUGAAGAGCAGAAGCUGAUUCUUAAUUCUUUGUCCAUCACAAUACAACAAGUUUGCCAGAGUUUAAGAGUGGUCACUGCCAACGAGUUGGAGGCUGAAGCUUUGCUAUAUGAACUAACUCCAACAUAUCCAACUCCUACUGAUAUGUUAUUUGAAAGAGUCGAGCCAAACGAUGAGAGCAAUAUUGUUCCCGUAGGAACUCCCACUAUAGGAGUUUUUGGGGAGGAUUCGUCAUGGAUUACGACAUUUACGGAUUCCCAGAAAAGGGGGGGGGGGAAUUUUGAAAUCAGUAACAAUAGUGUUAUGACCGAAUGGGGCCGGUCAGAGAUGGUAUUGCCGGCUGGGAAGAUCUUUUCUGAGUUGAAGCAGCAUCGCGAAGAUUCACUUAAAAAUUCAGCUGAUCAUACAAGUGCUUUUGUUCGCAAAACGAGCUUUUUGAAUUUGGAGAAAUCAACGGAGAAGAGGCGGUCUAAGACAGAGAAGGCUAUAGGUCUGCAAGAUAUUCAGAAGCACUUUGCUGGUUGUCUAAAAGACGCUGCUAGGAGCCUUGGAGUGUGCCCUACUACCUUGAAAAGGAUAUGCAGGCAACAUGGAAUUUCCCGUUGGCCUUCACGAAAGAUAAAGAAAGUUGGCCACUCCUUGAAAAAAUUGCAAGUGGUUAUUGACUCCGUCCAUGGUGCUGAAGGAGCCUUCCAAUUUAGCUCCCUAUAUGAAAACUUCACCAAAGGUGCAUGGUCGGAUAAAGAUUUAAUGGGCACUACCUCUUAUUCGACAGUGCUGAAGCAGAAUGAUCAACCAGAGUCUUCAAACACAAAACAACAGCAAGAAAUAAGAUUCAUCUCCCACACUUCUGGAUCGAAUUCUCUGUCCUUUUCCUCCUGCACUCAGAGCUCUACCUCUAGUCUUGGUUGUUCAAGUGGAUUGGAGCAGCACGCCAAUACUUCCGAACUGACUAUCAAACAGGAAACAUCGGUGGAAGAGAACCAGGCUGGCAUGUUCAAGAAGUCUCGCAGUCUUGAAUUGCAAGGAUCAGCUAAAGAUACACCGGUACCUCUUGCUAGAUCCCAAAGUCAUGCGGAAAAUCUGUCUAUUUUACAGAAUAGGCAUGAUUCACUUAAGAUAAAAGCCAUUUACGGCGAAGAUAAAGUCAUUUUCCGGCUGCAGCCUAAUUGGGGAUUCGAAGAUCUCAAACAAGAGAUUAUGAGGCGGUUUAACAUAGCGAAUUCUAUUCCGGUGGAUCUCAAGUAUUUGGACGAGGACUCUGAGUGGAUCCUACUGACCUGUGAUGCAGAUCUGCAGGAGUGUGUUGAUGUAUACAAAUCAUUGAAUGCUCAUACAGUCAAAAUUUUAGUAUAUCAUAAUGCUGAGCUGAACAUGAGAUCUUUUUUUGGUCAAACAGGACUGUCAUGACAAUCAAGAUCUUUGGUCUCCUUUAGAACAACCCUCUAAAACUUGCUUUUUGCAAAGAAAGAUGGAAAAUAAGAGAUCCCAAAAAAGGAACAUAUCAGUCUUGUGUCAAAGGUUCAAAUUGGGAAUCGGAGUCUGUACGAAAAAAAAGAAAUGAAAAAAGGAAACCUGAGCAAUAUAUAUAUAUAUAUAUAUAUAUAUAGUCCUAUGCGCGGAGUGCCAUGAAGAUAUUGAUGACUGGGUCAUACGACAUCUGUACAUAUUGUUGUUUCAUAGUAAAAUAAUGGUGAUCUAGAUAUCUCGCUGAUGUAAUUAUCCUAAGGCUGGUUUUUGUCUCUCUGGAAUUGUUUCCUGGAGCAGUGUUACCCUUUUAUGCAGACUUUGGUUGGUGUGUUCUGAUGUGUUCUCCCAAGAAAUCAUGUAGGGCAGAUAUGGUGUUUCCUUGUUUCUCUUUGAAGUGAUUGUUCUUAAGAAUUCAUUCAGGAUACCUGUCAUUGUGGACUGGAAAAGAUGCAGUGUCGAAGCUCUUCCAAAUUUUGAUGUUGUUGAUUUACCAGCACUUCCGUAUUUUUCUUACCGGAAGUGAAGCUGGCUCCGCAACUGAAUUUGGAGAAGCAGCAGUAUGGAAAAUCGUCGACCUUACCGAGUCAGCGAGAGACUAGGAGUCGGUCCAGAAGCACUCCUCAGAUACAAGGUUUUGGAAAUGCUGCAUUUUUUUGGCAUUGUAACAGUAUUGUCAUCUCAUCAUGAUUGUUGUAGAACUUCCUGUAGCCUCUCAGUGCUGAUAACUUGUCAAAGGAAUGCCAAACUACGAUUCCAAUGUGUGGUUAGUUACCACAGCAUUUCUGUUGUGCCUUAAACAAUCGGAACGCAGAAAGCUACAACUGGUGAGAAAUAUUGCUGUUGUUAUCAGUCAUGAAGGAGCAAACAGCUUGUGCUGUGUCUAAAUAGGUGGCCAAUUCUUUUGUCUCUAUCUAUUGAAUCCAAUAGUGUUAAUUCCUCUUUGUAACUGGUGUUAAAUAGCUUCGUUCGGCAUCUGUUUGUCACAGACCGAAGACACAUCUUUUCUUCCUCAGCUGUAUCUUAUGGUAUGGGUUAAAGAGGCAUCUUCUCUUCCUCGUUUGUAUCUUAUGGCAUGGAUUAAAAAUAUCAUGCUGUUAACGUUCUUUCUUGAAAUGUUCUUUGUACAAAAGUUCAAACUACAGUUUUGUGA
Ananas comosus (pineapple) is the source of this 4164-nucleotide messenger RNA. RefSeq names its product protein NLP1-like. NCBI's taxonomy places the organism in Eukaryota, Viridiplantae, Streptophyta, Magnoliopsida, Poales, Bromeliaceae. The coding region runs from base 174 to 2954 and encodes 926 amino acids. Gene Ontology annotation, molecular function: protein binding; DNA-binding transcription factor activity. The record is from RefSeq and is a predicted model, not a curated record. The transcript is spliced from 5 exons.